AUGCAGACGUUAUCUAGGAUUCAUACAUUUAAAGGCAGGCCGAUUAUAAUUAAACAAUGGGAUAAGAAUGUCAAUUUGCCUAAGGAAGUUUUGGAAUCGGUUCCAGUUUGGCUAAAAAUACAUAAUCUUCCUGUACAUUGCCAUAAUGAAGAAUCAGUGUCCAAGGUUUGUUCAAACUUCUCGAAACCUAUCUAUAUGGAUGAUCCAGACUUACAUAGAGAUAAGGGUGAUUAUGUCCGCGUCAUGGUGGAAGUGGGGGUUAAAGAGGUAUUACCUGAGACAAUGGUUGUAGAUAUUCACAGUUGUGACUACUUCAUUGAUCUGGAAUAUGAAUGGAAACCAAAGCUAUGCGACUUAUGCAAAAAAGUUGAUCACUUGGAGGACAGAUUCCCUCUGAAAAUUCUACAGAUGAAACCUAAAAAGGGUGUGGAUAAGUGGGUAAUGAAGAACAAGGGUAAGCUCAUUGCUAUAGAUGAAGUGAUUGAUGAAAUGCCAGCAAGAGCACAUGCAUCAGCGUCCCCCAAACUUGUGCAAGUUUCAAAUUCCUUUGCUGCUUUAUCAGACAAGGAAGAUAAUGAUCCUAAUAAGGUGGAACCAGUGGUGGAGGAGAAUAUCCAACUUACAAACCAGAGAAAUGAAAAGGUGGUUGAGAUUACAAGUGAUGUGGAGAUAUAUUCUCCAGUGGGAUUGGAUAUUGUUUCUUCUGCAGCUAGAUUCAAAUCAAGUGAGGAACAAGAAAAGGUACAGGAUAAUACAGAUGCUAGGGCUGCGAUUCAGAAUGAUUUAAGUUCUACUGGGAACCUAAGUCGAUACAUAAGGAAGAUGCAAGUUAUGCCUAAUUGGUUUUGGAUUAAUAAUUACGAAGCUCAUGGUUUGGGGAAAAUCUGGGUAGGGUGGAAUCCGGUUGUGCUGGAUGUUAAAGCACUUGAUAUAAAAGAUCAAUCUAUGGGACCAUGGAUUACUCUUGGAGAUUGGAAUGCUAUUCGUUUUCAUGGAGAUAAGAAAGGAGAAUUGUUGGAAAUCUCAGCAAUUAAUGGUGAAUGGUCCUGGAAUAAUAGGCAAAGGGCAAUUAAAAGAAUUUGUGUAAAGCUUGAUAGGGUUUUCUUGAAUAAUCACUGGCUGAAUCAGAUUACUAGUACAAAGAUGACGUAUUCAGCAGCAAAGAGCUCUGAUCACUAUGGGAUUUUGGUGCAAGUAUCAAAGAAUUUUGCAACUGGACCUAAGCCUUUUAAAAUGUUGAAAAUUUGGUGCCUUAAAGAUGCUGUGCUUCCUCUUGUUGAACAUGCUUGGCAAAUGGAGAAACUUGAAGAUCUUCAGCAACAUCUUUUGGUUAAUCCUUCUGAAAGUCUCUUUGAGGCCGAGUAUAAAUUGAGAGAAGAGUAUGAGGCCUCUAUUUCUGAUCAAGAAAUCCUGUUAGCACAGAAAUCUAAAACUUUGUGGUUAAAGGAUAAUGAUAGUUAUACAGCCUUUUUUCAUCAGAAAAUAAAGCAGCAUAGGAACUUUAAUGCCAUUACUAGCAUUGAGAGUGCAGAUGGUCAAAUUCUUAAGGAUUCGCAAGAUAUAGGUCAGAGAUUUGUGGAUUAUUAUCAGAAUUUGUUCUCUAAACAGGUGGAUAGUCAGGUUGGUGAUUUUGUUCCUAGACAUACUCUAUCAGCAGAUGAUAAUUUCAGGUUAGAUGCUCCUAUUCAAUAUGAAGAAGUCAGGGAUGUGGUGAUGGGGUUUCAUCUGGAUAAAUCUCCUGGUCUUGAUGGUUUCCCUGCAAGGUUUUAUCAAACGUUUUGGCAAGUGAUUGACAAGGAUGUAGUGGCUGCAGUUCAAUACUUUUUUAACUUCAGCAUUAUGCUUUUGGGGGUUAGUAGCUCAUUUCUUAUGUUAUUACCAAAGAUUGGGAAUGCCUCUAAGGUUGGAGAUUUUAGGCCAAUUGCUUUAUGCAAUUUGGUAUACAAGAUCAUCACUAAAAUCAUGGCUAAUAGGUUAGCUUUGAGUCUUCCUAAGUUGGUGGGGGUGGAGCAGUGUGCUUUUGUUAAAGGAAGAAGGAUUCAAAAUGCUCUAAUUAUAGCUCACGAUAUGGUUAGGGAUUUUAAUAAUCCAAAGCAUCCUUCUAUGGCUCUGAAAGUUGAUAUUAUAAAGGCCUAUGGUUUAGUUUCUUGGGAAUUUUUGUUAAAGGCUUUGGGAUUCUAUGGUUUCAGUAAUAAGUGGAUCAAUUGGGUGGCUGCUAUUUUUCAAUCUACUAGAUAUUCCAUUCUGCUUAAUGGAUCUCCUAAAGGAUUUAUCAAGCCUGGAAGAGGUCUUAGACAAGGGUGUCCAUUAUCCCCCUUGUUGUUUACUUUAGUCACAGAGUGUCUUUCUACCUUCAUUGCUAAAGCUGCUCAGAAAAAAAACCUUGCAGUUAUCAAUUCUAUCAAAACUUUCAAGCCUCAUUUAUGUCAUAUAUUUUUUGCUGAUGAUCUUAUGGUGGCAUGUAAGGCUACAAUUCAUAAUGCCCGAGUGUUGGCUAGUAUUUUCAAGAAAUUUGAGGCUGUUACUGGUUUGCAAGUGAGUCCAUUAAAGAGCAGUGUGAUUUUUUCUAGAGCAGUCAAAAGAAAGUCUGGUCUGUUGGAGGUUCUGCAAUACAAGGAGGAAUCAUUCCCUAUUAAAUAUUUAGGACUUCCUCUCUACUCAACUGGUUUAAAGAAGUCUCACUGCAAGGAUCUAAUUGACAACAUUGCUAACAAAAUUUUCUGUUGGAAUUCCAAUUUGUUAUCUGUAGCAGGGAAGCUGGAACUAAUUAAAGCUGUAAUCACUCCUAUUUUUCAGUAUUGGUGCUUUAUUUUUGAUAUCCCUAUGGCUGUGAUUAACCAAAUACAGAAGAUGUGUAGGGAUUAUUUGUGGGGUAGUAAGGAGCAUGCAAAGAAGUUACAUCUUUUGAAGUGGGCUAUGAUUACUAGAACUAAGGAAGAAGGAGGUUUGGGUAUUCGAAAAUUGAUUGACAUUCAGGUUGCCUCCAAAUGUGUGCUGGUUUGGGACUUCUUAACUAGCAAAGAUAGAUUAUGGAUCUCUUGGUUCAAACAUAAAUAUACUCCUAAUUGUAAUUACUGGGCUGUGGUUCCAAGAAUGUCUAACUCAGUUAUAUGGAAAACAAUGGUGGCCGUCAGAGAGAUGAUGUUACAACAUUGUGGUUUUCAAAUAAGUAAUGGCCGGUCUAUUCUAUUGUUUAAAGACCCUUGGUGUGCAGGGCUGACUGUUACAGCUAAAUUUGGGCACAGGAUGGUACAAAAUUUGAAUUUGCCUAGGGAUGCUUCACUGAGCGCAAUAAUUCAGAAUGGAGUUUGGAAUUGGCAGAUGCUUCAGGGACUUGAUUUGUUGCCGUUUAGACAGUUUCUUCACUUUUUGACUCUUACAAUGAAAAAUAUUUGUGGGCAGGAGAAUCCUUUUCUUUUAAGAACGCUUGGGACAGGUGCAAGUAUGGGGUUGAGGAAGUGCAGUGGUUCAGGCUGUGUUGGAAUAAGGCUAGGCCAAGGUGGUCUGUUACGGCUGUUUUUGUUAUGUUGGAUAGGUUGCCUUCUAUGUGCAAUCUACAAAAGCGAAAAGUUUAUUUGGCUUCAAGAUGUUCUAAUUGUCAACAAGGAAUAG
Molecule: messenger RNA, 3612 nt
Organism: Cornus florida
Lineage: Eukaryota; Viridiplantae; Streptophyta; Magnoliopsida; Cornales; Cornaceae
Exons: 6
Coding region: 1-3612 (1203 amino acids)
Source: RefSeq, a predicted model, not a curated record